AGCUUGCCAAUCAGUAUAAGUCAGUCACUCACUGGGAUACAUUUAGAUGUAUUAUUAAAUAAUGUAAUAAUUCAAUUACAAAACAAAUUAUAAUCAGCUACUUGAACAAAACAAUUUCAAUAAUGUAUACAAAUCAAACGCGUCGGUCGUGUGAAAUCGUUGAAAUGUUUGGAAAAUGCGUGUAUUUGGUGCUUUUUCUUUUAAACGUUAGUGGUUUUCCUCAAAAAAAUGUUGCACAUGAAGAAACCGAGCCACAAAGCUACAAGCUAUACUCUAGGGCGGAUUGGGGGGCGAAGCUCUCAACAGACGAGCGGCCGCUGAAGACCCCGGUCCCCUACGUCAUAAUCCACCACACGGCUAUACCAUUGGCUUGUAAUACCACGGAGGAGUGUAUGGCCGACAUGCGCUCCAUGCAGAGCUACCACCAGGGACUGGGUUGGGGUGACAUUGGAUACAACUUCUGCAUCGGCAACGACGGCAGCGCGUACGAGGGGCGCGGCUGGCGGUGGAUCGGCAUUCACGCUGGGAAGGCCAACUCCCUCAGCGUGGGGAUAUGCCUCAUUGGAGACUGGAGAGUGGAUGAACCUCCAGCGGCUAUGCUGCAAACAGCCAAAGAACUGAUCAGGGACGGUAUCAUGCGAGGAGUCAUCAGCCCGUCCUACCGUCUAAUGGGUCACGGCCAGGUGAUGAGCACGGAGUGUCCGGGGACGCGGUUGCUGAACGAGAUAUCCACCUGGAACAACUACUGGCCUGGACAGUUCGACUCUAGCCAUCAUGCACAUCUCGUGAAAGAAUACUCUAGCAUUCGGCUGUGCGAGUGUGGUGGUGAACUGUUGAUACUGGCAGUAGCAAAGUGUCGGCAUAAUAACAGUGCCAUGUUGAUGUUAGUGCUACCGGUGUUCAGUGCUAUAAUGCUGGGAGUGUUUGCCGUUCCGCCGCCGACGCUUGCUUCCAUCGAUCCCGAGGAGAACGAAGUGAUAACGUACGACUUUCCGUUCGUCUCUCGUGCUGGGUGGCAGGCGCGGACGCCGACGAAGCGAGCUCCACUGUCCGUGCCGGUGGAGUACGUGGUGUUACACCACUCCUACACCCCGGCAGCCUGCUCCGACCGCGCGGGGUGUGCGCGCGCCAUGAGGAGCAUGCAGGACUUCCAUAUGGACGAUAGAGGCUGGUGCGAUGUGGGGUACAAUUUCGGUGUGGGCGGCGACGGCGUGGCGUACGAGGGUCGCGGCUGGGACACUCUGGGGGCGCACGCGCUGCACUUCAACACCGUCAGCCUGGGGAUAUGUAUCAUCGGGGAUUGGACAGAUUCUCUGCCACCCGCGGAACAACUAAAGACAGUUAAAGCUCUGAUAGAGGCCGGCAUCAGCCAGGGCUACAUCAAGCCGGACUACAAGAUAGUGGGUCACAGGCAGGUGAGGGACACGAAGUGCCCCGGGCAAGCGCUGUUCGAGGAAAUCAAGACGUGGCCACACUACUCCAAGUACCCUGCCUCGCCGGAUGAUCUCGUUGAUAUGAAGCUGGUUAAGGUUGCUUCGUAGAUAGCUUGAACCUGGCUUAAUGUAGCCCUAGCUAUAGCCGGCUUAAGAAAGAGCUACAUUAAGCCGGACUACAGGAUUGUGAGGCACAGGCACGUGAGGGACACGGAGAGUCCGGGGCCUGCCGGUGCUUGCGGAAAUCAACAGGUGACCAGGUGGUAACACUAGGUACUCCAACUACCGUUACUACUAUAACUGAUGAUCUCGUUAAUAUGAUGCUAGUUAAGGCUGCUUCGUGAAUUGGCACCUGGCUUGACACGCGAUAGAUUUAGGUGCCUACCACACGUGCAUGCUUGACCACAGUUUUGCUUGCGCAUGCCG
Messenger RNA from Aricia agestis (brown argus), 1859 nucleotides. It is a transcript of the gene PGRP-S5, whose product is annotated as peptidoglycan-recognition protein LF-like. Gene Ontology annotation, molecular function: N-acetylmuramoyl-L-alanine amidase activity; zinc ion binding. The record is from RefSeq and is a predicted model, not a curated record. NCBI's taxonomy places the organism in Eukaryota, Metazoa, Arthropoda, Insecta, Lepidoptera, Lycaenidae. The coding region runs from base 123 to 1541 and encodes 472 amino acids. Gene Ontology annotation, biological process: peptidoglycan catabolic process. The transcript is spliced from 9 exons.